Priapulus caudatus is the source of this 3799-nucleotide messenger RNA. RefSeq names its product sushi, von Willebrand factor type A, EGF and pentraxin domain-containing protein 1-like. The transcript is spliced from 3 exons. The coding region runs from base 246 to 3155 and encodes 969 amino acids. The record is from RefSeq and is a predicted model, not a curated record. NCBI's taxonomy places the organism in Eukaryota, Metazoa, Priapulida, Priapulimorpha, Priapulimorphida, Priapulidae.
AGAGAGAGAGAGAGAGAGAGAGAGCGAGAGAGAAGAGGGAGAGAGGGUGCUCACACACUGUGCUCUACGGGAGUACAAACUAUGAUAAGCUAAUCAUAUAAUUGUAGAACAAUCUUUUGAACACGGGCGCAGAUCUGCCGGAAUGAAGAACGAAGAGACGAAAUGGAUGCGAGGAAGACGUUUUAUCUGAGCAAACAUCUCGUGGAAUCGUCUACUCAAGUGUGAUCCCACGUUCUGACAUGAGAAUGGAGACACUCCGUCAUGGCAACCGCGUGCUGCUGCUGCUGCCCCUCCUGUUGCUGCUUCUUCUGGCCGUAACUACGGACGCCGCUGCAAGAAGGAAGCCCAGCCUGAACGUCUUCCGCAACCUGACCUUUGAACCCGGCAGCAGCCAGCCGACGCAGUUGCAGCGCCUCUACCGGCGCCUCGCGCUCAAGCACGCCCGCCUGGCGGCGCUGCUGCGGCGUCGCCCUGACGACCAGAGCCGGGCGUUUCUCUCGCAGCUGCAGCGGCUGCGUCACAGCAACGACAGCCGCGUCGACGUCGUCUUCGUCGUCGACUCCUCGGACAGCGUCGGCGCCGACAACUUCGCGCACCUUGUCGGUUUCGUGCGUCGCACGUUGACGCACUUCCGCGUCGCGCCCGACGCAACCCGCGUUGCAGUCGUGCGCGUGACGACGCAAGGGCGCGCCAGCGUCGCCGUCGAUCACGUAUCGUCGUCGUCACCGUCGCCGUCGUCGUCGUCGGUCGCCGACAAGCACCAGUGUUCGUUGAUGCUGGACGAGCUAGCCGACGUUCAGUACGUCGGCGGCGGGACUCACACGACGGGUGCGCUGGAGGCGACGCGAGCGAUCCUACUGGCCGGUCGUCGGCGCUCCGUCGUCAAACGCGUCGUCUUCUUGCUGACCGACGGUCACGCGACCAGCGGAAGUCCGGCGACGGCCGUCGAGGAACUCCGUGACGUCGGCGCCGAGAUUUUCUGCGUCGGCACGACGGGCGGACACGUCGGCGAGAUGCUGCGACUCGCAUCAGCGCCCUCUCUCGAGCACACGUUCGCCGUCGACUCCUUCGCGCGCGUCGGCGAGCUGCUCGGUGGCGCCACCGCCGGCCUGGCGUGGAACUGGAAGCGGCGGUACGCUGAGGCCGCCGGGUGGCGCUGCGAUGCGUUGUGCGCGUCGGGCGACUGUUGCCACGUGACGUCACAGUGCGCGUGCGAGCUGAGAGCGCUGCAGUACGAGUGCGUGUGCAAGGCGGGUCAGUACGAGGCGCACGAGAGCGGCGAGUGUCGCGACUGCCCCGCCGGCACGUACAAGCCGCAUCGGCAGCGCGGGGGUAACGCCACCUGUCGGCCGUGCCCCGACGGACACAUGGAGUCGCCGCGAGGGAGCAAUCACCUGGAGAACUGCACCUGUAAGGCCGGCUUCCGGCUCGCCGCCGACGGCAGGUGCGAAGUGACGAGCUGCGAGCCGCUGCUGCCACCUGUCGACGGCUACUUCAUCCCGGGCACGUGCAACAACAUCUUCCACGCUGCCUGCGGCAUCCGCUGCAGUGGCGGAUACACGCUGUCCGGAUCCAGCAUCCGGAUCUGCACGGAGAACGGAACGUGGACGGGAACCCGGACGGCGUGCCGGAUCAAGUCGUGCGGCGCGCUGGCGGCGCCCUCCGACGGCACGAUGACGUGCGACAGCGGCGACGAUGACGAUGGCUUCCGCUACGGGGCCGUGUGUCGGUUCGCGUGUCGCGAGGGUUAUCAGAUGCUGGGUACGGCAACGCGGUCGUGUCUGUCGAUAGCGCACUGGAGCGGACUCCCAGUGCGAUGCCGCGAGUACACGUGCCCGCCGCUUGACCCCGUCGCUAGGGGCGUCCUCGAGCCGCCAGAGUGCGCCACGCAGCGCGCGCGUCGCGGCCUCACGUGCGUGCUGAGCUGCCAACGAGGGUUCGUUCUACAGGGUCCGAGCACGCGGCACUGUGGCGCCACCGGGCGGUGGUUGGGCGCAGCGCUCAGCUACUGCCUCGACGUGACGCCGCCGGAUGUCGUCGGCUGUCCCGGAAGCAUCGUCGCAACAACGCUUCCGGGAGAGAACUACAGCGUCGUCGCGUGGCAGCCGCCGACGGCGAGCGACAACUCCGAGCUUCCGGUGGCGCUGGUGGCGCAUCCGGACGUGGAGCUGCCGGUCAAGGUCGAGAUUGGAGAGAUGAAGGUUACGUACAAGGCCAUCGACGACAACGGCAACAGGGCGACGUGUUCGUUCGUCGUCACGGUCGAGGACAGGGAGCUGCCGCAGUACCAGUCCUGUCCGUCGUCGCUACACUACUACAUCGACGACGCCGACGCGACGGUCGUCGCCACGUGGCCCGACGUCGUCUUCACCGACAACUCCGGCGCGCCCGUGCGCACCAGCCGCAGCCACGCGCCCGGUCACGUGAUGGGCGUUGGCGACGUCCGCGUCGUCUACCAGGCGCAGGACGCCGCCGGCAACAUCAACGUCUGCGCGUUCAACGUCACCGUCAGCGUCAACGUCACCGUCGACGCCGCGGGCUUCAGCAGCAGCAGCGACAUCUGCGCACCGCCGACGCCCCCUCGCGGUGGCAACGUGAGCUGUCGUAGCGGCGGCGACGGUGCCGACGUGUGCACAGUCAGCUGUGCGGACGGGUUCGCGCUUGCCUCCGUCCCGCCGACGACGUACCGCUGCACGGCCGACGGCUGGUCGCCGACGAUGACGUUCUCUGACUGUAUCGAGGCGCAGGGCACGAUGCAGGCCGACGGCGGUGACGACGACGACGGCGACGACGACGAUGGUGAUAAUGAUAACGUUAACGAUGGCGACAACAACAACGUUAACGAUGGCGACGACGGCAACGAUGACGACAGCACUGCCACGCCGUGUCCGGCGCAGUCCUACUUGCGGCAGAUCGACGUGCUCCUGUACAUGGGAACGACGCAUGCGCGCAGCCCUGCCGACCUGUGCGAGGCUGGAGUGUUCUGUGAGGUGGCCCGCCUUCACGUCGCCUGCGCUCCCUACGAUCUCUGGUACGGAGCGCGGGGAGGAGAGGAGAGAGGAGGGGAGAGGGAGAGAAGGAAGGAGAGAAAGAGAGAGGGAAGGAGAAGGAGAGAGAGAGAGCGAGAGACAAAGAAGUUGAUAAUAAAUAUAUAACACAGGCACGAUUGCACGAUUGCAUACAGGUGCAACAUCGGUAUAUAGAGAUAUGUGAAUACAGGUGAAACACCGGUAUAUAAUGAUUGGUGAAUGCAGGUGUAACAUCGGUAUAUAGAGAUAUGUGAAUGCAGGUGUAACACCGGUAUAUAGUGGUGAUUGAGAAAUGUUAACACUGGUGUGACACCGGCAUAUAAAGAUAGAUGAAUGCAGGUGUAACACCGGUAUAUAUAGACAGAUGAAUGCAGGUGUGACACCGGUAUAUAGAGAUAUGUGAAUGCAGGUGUAACAUCGGUAUACAAAGAUAGAUGAAUGCAGGUGUAACACAGGUAUAUAGUGCUGAUAGAGAAAUGUGAAUACAGGUGUAACACAGGUAUAUAGUACUGCCAAAUGUGUAACGUUGGUAUGUAUUGCUGAUGCAGGUGAAACUCGAACAUAUAUAUCGAUGAUAGAAAUAUAACACAGGCAUACCUAGACAGUGCGCUUAUUGCUACAGCGUUGAUAUGUGCAUGGUCCUGGCAGACUUAUAACUCAAUUAUGUAUGUAUGACGCAUAUAUAUUUCUUGCACGGAGCGUAGUGCUGAUAUCUUGUAUAAUAUAAUCUUAUAAUGUAAUAAAUAACCGUGUUGUCGUGUUUUAUUAGG